This is a messenger RNA of Haemonchus placei, 423 nucleotides long. The record is from the annotation of a GenBank genome assembly. Lineage: Eukaryota; Metazoa; Nematoda; Chromadorea; Rhabditida; Trichostrongylidae.
AUGGGAUUGGAGAUUAGAUCGAAUUUGAAGGAUUACUGGUCCACGAGGAAGGUAUUCAGUGAAUCAUUCGCUGCGAAGCUUAUUUCUAGAAACCGAUUUGUCCAAAUACUGAACGCCUUCCAUUUCGCCGACAAUGACGCUUCUGACAAGUCUAACAGACUCUACAAAAUCCAACCAAUUCUGGACAUGCUCAAUGAGGAAUUUGCUGCCGUUUAUAGCCCGGGCAAGAAUGUAUGCAUUGAUGAGAGCAUUAUUCCAUUCCGAGGUCAAGCCAUAUUUUGGCGGUAUAUUCGAGGAAAACGCCACAAAUUCGGGAUUAAGGUUUAUAAUUGUGUUGUGCUGGUGGUUAUACUUGCAAGUUCAUCGUCUACGUUGGACAACAACGCGACAGAACUUGCCCUUCUUCACAACAAGCGGUUCUGA